Molecule: messenger RNA, 1611 nt
Organism: Hordeum vulgare subsp. vulgare (domesticated barley)
Lineage: Eukaryota; Viridiplantae; Streptophyta; Magnoliopsida; Poales; Poaceae
Product: katanin p60 ATPase-containing subunit A-like 2
Exons: 12
Coding region: 135-1256 (373 amino acids)
Molecular function (GO): ATP hydrolysis activity; ATP binding
Source: RefSeq, a predicted model, not a curated record
GGUACUAGUCUCUGUCCGGCCCCCCCUCCGAUUCUCCGGGGAGUCCGAGCGAGCUCACGAACAGCACACCAUCCGACUCGCUCGCUCUCACUCUCCCCUCCGGCGCCCGCAGACGCCGCCGGCAGAUCCAAGCAAUGGAUUUGAGGGCGUUCUUCGGGGGCAAGAAGCAGGAGCCGGAGCAGAACGGGCACGCCAACGGGGGCGUCAAGAAGAGGACCGCCGAUUUGGCCAUCUACGAGCAGUACGAGCAGCAGGCCAGGCAGCCGGAGAUGCGCGCCGCGGCGAUUCGCGAUGGGAAUGCUGAUGUUAUUCAGAAGCCUCUCCUACCUCAGUUUGAGUCAGCUGAAAUGCGUAAUUUAGCAGAGACAUUGUUGCGGGAUAUUAUCCGAGGGAGCCCAGAUGUGCAAUGGGAAAGCAUCAAGGGACUAGAGACAGCAAAACGCCUCCUAAAAGAGGCAGUUGUCAUGCCCAUAAAGUACCCAAAAUACUUCACUGGUCUACUAUCACCGUGGAAAGGCAUCUUACUUUUUGGUCCUCCAGGAACAGGGAAGACCAUGUUGGCCAAAGCGGUCGCUACUGAGUGCAAUACUACAUUCUUCAACAUUUCGGCUUCAUCAAUUGUCAGCAAAUGGCGUGGAGAUUCUGAGAAGCUAGUCAAAGUUCUUUUUGAGCUUGCAAGACAUCAUGCACCAUCCACAAUAUUUCUUGAUGAGAUUGAUGCUAUUAUUAGUCAGCGUGGUGAAGCUCGUAGCGAGCAUGAAGCUAGUCGACGCUUGAAGACUGAACUACUUAUUCAGAUGGAUGGCUUGACAAAAACCAAAGACUUAGUAUUUGUGCUUGCAGCAACAAAUCUACCAUGGGAAUUGGAUGCAGCUAUGCUCCGUCGGCUUGAGAAGCGGAUUCUUGUACCACUUCCUGAAGCUGAAGCAAGGCAUUCCAUGUUUAAGGAACUUCUGCCCGCAAUGACCUCAAAUCUAGAGGUCCCAUAUGAUAUUUUAGUUGAAAAGACUGAAGGGUACUCUGGUUCGGAUAUUCGUCUUGUGUGCAAAGAGGCUGCUAUGCAGCCAUUGAGGCGUCUCAUGUCAGUUCUCGAAGCCAGUGAUGAGCUGGUGCCAGAGGAAGAGUUGCCUGAGGUUGGCCCUCUCAAACCUGACGACGUGGAACUUGCUUUGAGCAACACAAGGCCGUCAGCACAUCUCCAAGCACAUCGGUAUGAAAAAUUUAACCAGGACUACGGGAGCCAUAUUCUUUCUUAAUAAGAUCAACAAAGCACGGUCAGCUUCUCAGGUUUGCCAAGCGGAUGCGCGUUGGUGGUUCAUUUGAACAUGUACCGGUACAAAGCUAUCUUGCCCUACAAGGCCACGCCAAUCGAAAUGGCCUUGUUGCUCCAUUAUAUUUAUCAUUGGACUGUCGCCAAGCAGGAUGCAAAAAACUCUUGAUGUGUCUCUUCUAGCGGGACUAUACUGCUUUGGAGAUCCUGUGAGCCAGAGUGGUCUUAGGAAUAGUUUCUUGCCUGAUGUAACGUCUUUUUUUUGAAUUGUUUGGAUUGCUUAUCACAUGUUCUCGCUUGUAGUAACUUUGUUAUCAGAAAUAAAAGUGCAUGGAAGAAAA